Lacerta agilis (Sand lizard) is the source of this 1494-nucleotide messenger RNA. RefSeq names its product apelin receptor (gene APLNR). The coding region runs from base 280 to 1398 and encodes 372 amino acids. Lineage: Eukaryota; Metazoa; Chordata; Lepidosauria; Squamata; Lacertidae. Gene Ontology annotation, biological process: G protein-coupled receptor signaling pathway; immune response. Gene Ontology annotation, cellular component: membrane. The record is from RefSeq and is a predicted model, not a curated record. The transcript has a single exon. Gene Ontology annotation, molecular function: G protein-coupled receptor activity.
GUCGCCUGGAUUUUUAAGACAAAUCCCAAGGAAGGAACUGCAGCCUCCUGAGUGUGUGUGUGAGAGUGAGGAGGAGAUGACACACAGGAUGAGCAAGCCCCUGGCCAGAUCUGCCUAAAGCUGUGAUAAGGAGGCACAGGAGAGGCAAAUGAGCUGAGACACUGGGACUUUUUCCUCCUUGCAACAAGGAAGGAACUUGUACGGAGUGGAUCCAGAUUGGUGAAGGAUUCUACAAGAUCAGAAGAGAGGCCUCUUCCACAUUCUCCUUCUUGAGCAGACAUGGAGUCCAGCAACGAUACUGACAGCUACCCAGGCAUUCUGGAGUGUGACUACGAGGACUGGAGUUCCUCCAGGAUCCUGAUUCCCUCCAUCUACUUGCUGGUUUUCUUCCUAGGCACCACCGGCAAUGGCCUGGUACUAUGGACCAUUUUCCGCGGAGGCCAGGAGAAACGGCGGUCUGCAGACACGUUCAUUGCCAACCUGGCAGUGGCCGACCUCACCUUUGUGGUCACCUUGCCGCUUUGGGCUACCUACGUCAUCCUGGACUACGACUGGCCCUUUGGCUCGUUUGCCUGCAAGCUCAGCAGCUACCUGGUCUUUGUCAACAUGUAUGCCAGUGUCUUCUGCCUCACAGGGCUCAGCUUUGACCGCUACCUGGCCAUCGUCCGCCCCAUCGCAAAUGCCAAGCUGAGGUCCAAGGUGAGUGGGCUUUUGGUGACCCUGACCCUCUGGGCCAUGGCAGUCCUCCUAGCCUUGCCAGCCAUGAUCUUCCGGAGCACGACCGUCUUCACCGGGACAGACAAAGUGACGUGCUACAUGAAUUUCUCCAGUGUGGCCACCGAUGAGACCGAGCAGGUCUGGGAAGCAGGUCUGGGCUUGUCUUCUACUCUUCUGGGCUUUGUGCUUCCCUUUGCCAUCAUGCUGACCUGCUACUUCUUCAUUGCCCGCACCAUCGCCGGCCACUUCCGAAAGGAGCGCACCGAAGGGCUGAGGAAGCGGAAGCGCCUGCUGACCAUCAUCAUCGUCCUGGUGGCCACCUUCGCCGUGUGCUGGCUGCCCUUCCACUUUGUGAAGACCAUCUACAUGCUGAUGGACUGGGGGGUGAUGCCCUUGUCUUGCGGCUUCCACGCCUUCCUCAGCAACCUCCACCCGUACAGCAGCUGCUUGGCCUACAUCAACAGCUGCCUCAAUCCUUUCCUCUACGCCUUCUUUGACCCCCGCUUCCGGCAGGCCUGCGCCGCCGUCCUCUGCUGCAGCCCAGGGCAUUUGGCAGGAUCUGGCGGGGACAAGUCGGCCAGCUACUCCUCCGGCCACAGCCAGAACCACCUGGGGAAAGGAGGAGAUGCACAGCGGGAGAAGCAGUGCCCUGACAGCCAGGAGACUCUGCUCCGGGGAUAAAAGCUGGACUAUGCCACACACAAAUGUAAAGGACUUUGGAGAUAAGGGGCUCUGUUUUCCUCUUUUCCACCCUCUUCUGUGGGCCUUUCCUUUCUA